This is a messenger RNA of Penicillium samsonianum, 459 nucleotides long. RefSeq lists its product as uncharacterized. The transcript has 2 exons. NCBI's taxonomy places the organism in Eukaryota, Fungi, Ascomycota, Eurotiomycetes, Eurotiales, Aspergillaceae. The coding region runs from base 1 to 459 and encodes 152 amino acids. The record is from RefSeq and is a predicted model, not a curated record.
AUGUCUUCUCCUAUCAAGCUGGAUGCCAAGCUCUCUGAGCUCAAAAUGGCUGAUGUGAGACUGCUCAUCUAUAGCACCCUGUGCCACGAUGGCAAAAUCGACAGCGAGAAGCUUGCCGCUCUCGCUGGUAUGAAGAAGACUUCCGCUAACACCAACUACUGGCGCGCCAAGCACCACCUUGAGAAAAUUCUUGAUGGAAAAUCCCAGUCUCCUGUCGAGGCUGCCCUUUCCAAGUCUGAGGACACCGACGCUGGUCCAUCCAAGAAGACCCGUUCUGGUACCAAGCGUGGCGCGGCCAAAGACGCAUCGACCAAGAAGAACGCCUCGCCUCCCAAGCGUCGUCGCAAGACCGCCACUAAGGCUACCUCUAAGCCUGCUGAGGAGCCUGCUGAGGAGUCCACUCAGGCUGAGGAGACCAACGACACCGAGCCUGCCGACCCCGCCGACCAGACCGAGUAG